AUGUUCCAGAUAGGACAGCAGAGAUGCUACAGUCCCGUACGAAUAUGCCGCGAUGAUCGAGGACAAAGUCUGUCUAUUACAGUAACUGCAGUCGGCAGCAACACGCAGUGGUCCCCUGAGUAUUGCAGCUGGGCAGUUUGCAGCCCGCUGGUAGCCUGCAGGAUUGUGCUGAGACGAAGCAGCCACGGCUCGGUUACCAUUCCUGAGUGCGAGCUGGACUCAGAGGCGUUUGUCGCUUGUUACACGCCUGAUCGAUCAUCGACAACUUCUCCCAUAAUGCCAUUUACAAAGAGCCCAUUUUCCAAUAGUGCAGUCCUGCGCACACGCAAGCAUCCCCCACCCAGCGCCGAUAGAAUCGAUAUGGGGGCUGCUCGAUCCAGCAACAUGGCAAUACCAAGUCAUCAGGUCAUCCAUGGCAGUACAGUAUCUGCCACGCAAACCUUGCCCCCCUCUUCGGCAUCUUCCUUCUCACAGCAUGUCACUGAGGAAACAGCCUCCCAUCAGCACCGCGCAACCUUCGUGCCAGCCACACCUCCCUUCGAUCACGAAAUCGCCCAUCUGCCUCUCGCCUCCCUCUCCAUUCGCCAAUUCCCCUUUUCCACCGCUCGGGAGACCUCCUCAUCGGGUUUCCGCACCGGCCUUGUCCACAGCAUCCAUCCAGUCACCAGUGAUCACUCAGCUCCACCCUCCACCUCUCCUGCCCUCUGCAUCACGACCCCCUCUUCUCCUAACCUAAUUACCAAUCCAUCCUCUGCGGCUGAUGAUCUCAUCGCACGUCCUGCAUUAACUUUCUCGAAUACGACGAAGAGGAAUGCCUGCCUUUGGCAAGUAUAUCACAAUAUCCCAUCCUGUGAUAUCGUUUGA
Messenger RNA from Hyaloscypha bicolor E, 864 nucleotides. RefSeq lists its product as uncharacterized. The record is from RefSeq and is a predicted model, not a curated record. The transcript has a single exon. The coding region runs from base 1 to 864 and encodes 287 amino acids. Lineage: Eukaryota; Fungi; Ascomycota; Leotiomycetes; Helotiales; Hyaloscyphaceae.